CUAACAAUCAUAUAAGCGCAUGCGUAGUGUUGUCAAUAACAACUAUAAUAUAAUCCAACUAAGAUGGGCAAUUUGCUGUUAAUACUCCGUUUUAACUACUAAAUUUGAAAUCUAAUCUUACGAAUGAAUACUAUUUUAUUUGUAGAAAAGGCGAGGAGGUUGUACAGGGCCAAAAAAUUACACACAACACUAUGGCAACAUAAAUCCAGAUUUCUAUGAUGAAGCACUAACAAACAAGGGCCACACAAUGGCAAAGAGGGCGCAGCCGCAGACUCAGAACCGAGUAAAUCCUUGUGGUAGAAAGGUUCCAUCAAAGUACAGACGCAGUGAUUCCCAUGAUGCAACUGAUGGUAGAGGGCUCAUUUCGAAAAGAGGAAUCACUGGUGCUGAGAGUAAAUCCAAUGGCCAGGACAGUACAUUGUUUAUGAUUGAAAACUCCAUCCAUCAAGAAGAAAGUAUGUCACGGCCUGGGUCUGCAUUUUCUGUGUACCGCCCAUUACCAGAAAUUGGUCAGAAGUGGAGCAAGACAUCUUCAGAUGUACUUGAUAAUGUCAUCCAACAUGUAAGCAGUUUGCAAAUUCAAAAGGACCACAGUCCACAUGUUAAGAAGAAAAAACAGACGGAAGAACCAACAUCAUUAGAAUAUGACAACUAUAAUGUUGAAAAUAAUGUUUUUCAGGAUUUUAACAUAACCAAACCAAACAGUCCUAAUGCCAAAAUAAAGAAACAUGCAUCAUCAUCAACUAUUAGGAAUCUUGAGCAAAAUGAAAGGCAUACUGGAAUGCAACCAAGGAAAAUCACAAGAAGAGAAAUGCGGAGUAUACAACUGCAACGACGACGGAGCUCCCAGAUGAAUUUAGUGCCUCAAGAACCUUCGGAAGGAGUAGAGCGGUUAUUAAUUGCUCUAAGACUUCCAGGUGGAGAGAGGAUCCAGCGUUUUUUCUCACCUAACAAUGCAAUAAAAGAUGUGGUGGCUUUUGCAGAAAGCCAGGUUAAAGAAUCAUUAGCACACUGUGAUGUCUUUGAGAGUAGUGUUCCAAAGAAGAAACUACUGAACCUAAAGUCAAGUAUCAGAGAUUGUGGCAUUCAAGAUCGCACGUUGCUUUUACUUGAAGAACAAGAUGAAGAAGAAAAUGAUGACACUGGAUGAUAAUUUCGGUUCGUUUGUUGUUUGUUGAAGGUCAAUCUUGGAAAGACCUCAUCUGCAAUGAAUUUCUCUGCCAGAAAGUAACAAAAGCUUUGUCAUCACCGAAGGAUAUAUUUGGCGAGGACCAGCCAAACCAGUCACUCCUCGCAAAAAGUGUUCUGAGGAUAAUGGCCAAAAUAUGUUGGAAUGUCAAAAUUUUUUAAUCCUAUUUUAUUGCGUUAAACUAACUGCUAUGUUGAUAUUUUCCCCAUGUUUUAUGUUAAAACAAAAUUUUUUUAACAAUUUGGUGAUUGUCUCGGCCUGAGUAAUCUCUGAAAUCAUAAAAAAAACCUGAAGGCUGAUUUCUCGAAUACUGCUCUUUGAACAGCUCAGUGUAUCUUUAAACUCCUGUAACUUCAUAAUGAAUUUUUGGAUUAAAUGAAUCUUUUACAGUUUUACUUUCAUUGUAAUGUUUAACUUUGUACUAGUAAAUAAAAAUUGAUAGGACACUUUCGACCCCUGGUAAACUAAAGCAUUUGUAGAUGAUAUGACUGUGUAGCUGGAUGGGGUUGACUAUAACUAUACUGUUUUUUGAUUAUGAAGUUUUAUAAACUUUUAACAAUAAAUUCAAUACACGAACUACAGUAAUUGCUUACAUUUUAUGUUUAAGUACAUGUACAGGUUAUUUAAUUAGCUUUCAAUUCAAAAUAAAUUUUAAAAAAAUUUGUUCACCAAUUACCAGAUAAAAACAUAAUUAUCUUGUAUUCUGUGCACCGACCCUAAAAUUCAUUUCAAAAGAAACAGAUUUUUUUUUAUAUAGUAAAAGUAAGUAAGUCACUUAAAA
Messenger RNA from Anneissia japonica, 1970 nucleotides. RefSeq lists its product as uncharacterized. The record is from RefSeq and is a predicted model, not a curated record. The transcript is spliced from 2 exons. Gene Ontology annotation, molecular function: protein binding. Bases 248 to 1150 code for a protein of 300 amino acids. NCBI's taxonomy places the organism in Eukaryota, Metazoa, Echinodermata, Crinoidea, Comatulida, Comatulidae.